AUGGGCGAGGCCACGUCUUCAAGGAAUAACGGCUCGGAGGUGACUGAGUUCAUCCUGCUGGGCUUCUCGGGCUCCCGGGCGCUCCGUCUGGGCCUGCUGGCACUGUUCCUGCUGGCGUACACACUGACCGUCACAGAGAACGUGGUCAUCGUAGCUGUGAUCCGCACCAGCCCCCUGCUGCAGAAGCCCAUGUACCUGUUCCUCAGCCACCUGGCCUUCCUGGAGGCCUGGUACAUCUCCGUCACCGUGCCCAAGAUGCUGCUUGGCCUCGUGGCCACCAAGUUCCAGCACAUCUCCUUUGCUGGCUGCAUGGCCCAGCUGUACUUCUUCCUGGCCCUGGCCUGCACCGAGUGUGUGCUGCUGGGCGUAAUGGCCUAUGACCGCUACGUGGCCAUCUGCAACCCCCUGCGUUACCCCACCAUCAUGUGCCCCGCACUCUGCAGCCUGAUGGCCACGGGGUCCUGGCUCUCGGGCUUCAGCAUCUCCCUGGGAAAGGUCUUCUUCAUCUCCCGCCUUGGCUUUUGCGGCCCCAACAUCAUGAACCAUUUCUUCUGUGAUGUGUCCCCCCUGCUCAACCUCGCCUGCUCAGAUAUGUCUGUGGCAGAGCUCGCGGACUUCCUGCUGGCCCUGCUCAUCCUGCUGGGGCCGCUGCUGGUCACCGUGUCCUCCUACGCCGCCAUCCUCAGUGCCGUGCUGCACAUCCCAUCUUCCACUGGCCGCCAGAAGGCUUUCUCCACCUGCGCCUCCCACCUGGCCGUGGUAGUCAUCUUCUACUCCGCAUCCCUCUUCAUCUAUGCCCGCCCGCGUGCCAUCUACUCCUUCGACUACAACAAGCUGGUGUCUGUGGUCUACACGGUGCUCACGCCCUUCGUCAACCCCAUCAUCUACUGCCUGAGGAAUAAGGAGGUGAAGGAGGCACUGCGCAGGGUGGCACAGAAGCUGGCCCAGGCCCUGGGUGCCCCCACCUAA
Molecule: messenger RNA, 969 nt
Organism: Orycteropus afer afer
Lineage: Eukaryota; Metazoa; Chordata; Mammalia; Tubulidentata; Orycteropodidae
Product: olfactory receptor 226-like
Exons: 2
Coding region: 1-969 (322 amino acids)
Biological process (GO): G protein-coupled receptor signaling pathway
Cellular component (GO): membrane
Molecular function (GO): olfactory receptor activity; G protein-coupled receptor activity
Source: RefSeq, a predicted model, not a curated record